AUGUCUCAAGACACCGAGCAUCCCGAAAUGGGCAACGGUAUGUUCCUUUCCAACGGUUUUGCUUUCCCAGAAAUCCGGACCAAUCGUCUUGAUAAGACGAUCUGGUGGGUUACCGCAUAUUUUGAUGAAAAAGAAAUCAACCAAAGUGACCAAGAUCUACUGACACUCAUGUUGCGCCAGAUUCACAACAAGAAGGUCAUGAUAGGUCCCAAUGGUCUCCAUCGCCAUCAAAAAUGGUGUAUCUCGAUUCCAGCUCCGACGGAUGAGCCCAUUGUGUUUGGUGAGAUCCUAGCAAGCGCACAGCUAAGAAUUCAGUACCUCCUAAGGCUAAUGGCCAGGGGUGAACUUACUAUUAACCGGUCGUAUUUCAACAGUGGCACAUAG
Molecule: messenger RNA, 384 nt
Organism: Penicillium nucicola
Lineage: Eukaryota; Fungi; Ascomycota; Eurotiomycetes; Eurotiales; Aspergillaceae
Exons: 1
Coding region: 1-384 (127 amino acids)
Source: RefSeq, a predicted model, not a curated record